Acanthoscelides obtectus is the source of this 1514-nucleotide messenger RNA. NCBI's taxonomy places the organism in Eukaryota, Metazoa, Arthropoda, Insecta, Coleoptera, Chrysomelidae. The record is from the annotation of a GenBank genome assembly.
GUCAUCUUGAACCAUAUUAUAACCGCGGCACAUAACACAGAAAUUUUGGUUAUUCGCUUGGGUUAGAUUUAUCAUAAGCUUAACAUAAUAAACUCAUUUUUGACAAUAGGACUUAACCACAGAACACCUAGUCCGGCUCUGGGGUGCUACAGAUUUGUAUCAGUCAGGGGGAAGGAGCUCUGUGUUUUUUGACAUCGCUAGUGUGACAUAUCUGUCAUUUUGCAAACAUAAGACCUAACCUCAAAUUUAUCAUAACAACAUAGCCUAACAUAAGUGUGGUGGGUUUUAAUGUGGUUUUUUUAAUUUUUAUUUCGUUGAGUGUGAAUCACAUAUUGAAUGAUGAUUGAUGAUUUAAUAAUAAUGCCCCAUGGUGAUAGUGAUAAUAGCCAACAGAACUACAGCGACUCAGACCCUGAUGAUGACAAUUUGGACGAAUUUACUUCUUGUACUUGUUCAAUAGAAAAACACAUUUCAAGUGAAUACAUUCUACACGUAACAGCAACGAAUGAAAAUCACCCAACAUGUGUUCUUGGUCUUUCAAAUUACACAUGUGAAGUAUACACUAUAGGGGAGAGUGGAAUAGCUAAAGUUGGGGCAUUGCACACAUAUGAGGAUAAGGUAAUUGGAUGUAAAUUCAGUACAACAGAUAAAAAUAGCUUAUACACAGGCUCAAGUGAUGGUUCCAUACAUCUGUGGGAUAUGCGGGUUAUGAAGAAGCCUGCUUUGCUUUUUAAAGAUACAACACUUAAAGAUGGCAGUCAAAUGAAACCAUUCACUUGUUUUGACAUUUCUCCCAAUGACAGACUAUUAGCUGUUGGGACUGAUCUCUGUGGGAGUGAUGUUUUCACCUUGUUUUGGGAUGUGAGAAAAGGUGAUCUGUUAGGCGGAUAUUGGGAAUCACAUACUGAUGUUAUAACAGAGGUAAAAUUCCACCCAGAUGAUGUGAACAAACUUAUAUCAGGCUCAGUGGAUGGAUUGAUAAAUCUUUAUGAUUUAUCACAGCCAUGUGAAGAUGAUGCAUUCAUGGAUUCAUUAAAUACCAAUUCAUCUGUUGAUCAUCUUCAAUGGUUUAAACAAGGUACAAAAGACUGCAUCACCUGUGUAACUGAUGUGACAUCAGACUUGCAGUUAUGGGAUUUGGACAAAGCAGAUCCAUACAAACAUUUAUCAAGGAAAGACUUGUCAAAACUGAUAAAGAAAAAGAAGGAAGAUUAUAUAUAUCUAGCUGGUUGUCACGAUUCUGAAGGUCAGCUUAUGGUACUGGUUGGAUCAAAUUAUGAAACAGGAGACUGUUUGAGGAGUCUCCAGAUUGAAAAGGCUAUAAUCAAACCUCAUUUUGAAUUCAAAGGAAACCAGCAGAUAGUGAGGAGCAGUUCAUAUAACAAAAAUACCAACAUUUUGCUGACUGGGGGUGAAAAUGGUAUUCUUGCUAUAUGGCGAUUAUGACAGUGCACAUUUAUCACAGCUGUUUAAGGGAACCAUCAAUGAAUAAAUGAACAAAUUUUUAACAUACA